AUGGAUGAGGCAAAGUUUGAGGAUGAUUGGAUGAGAAUGGUCAAAACAUUUGGACUUGAAAAUAACAGUUGGGUGUUGGAGACAUAUGAGAAGCGUCAUAUGUGGGCUGAGGCAUAUAUGCGUGGCCAUUUCUUUGCUGGGAUGAAGAGGACUCAGCGCUCGAAGAGUAUGAAUGCUUAUUUCAAUCCCUUCCUUCAACAUAAAUUGAAGCUAUAUGAAUUUGUUAGGCACUAUGAUCGGGCUCUUGCAAGGAUAAGGUAUAACGAGGCUGGAGAUGAUGCCGAAACAAAUAACACUUUUUCGGUAUUGAUUACUCCAUUGCGAGAUAUAGAGAGACAUGGAGCUAAGCUAUUCAUCCGGAGUAUAUUUAAAAUGUUCCGUGAUGAAAUCUUAGAAGAGGUAAAGUUGAAUGUGAAGGACGUGUUCUCUUUGCCAGAUGGACAGAAAUGCUACAAUAUUCAUAAGUACAAGGUGAAGGAUAGAUCGUGGAUAGUAACACACAAUCCAGUGGAUGCCGCAAUGAUAUGUUCUUGCAUGAAGUUUGAGUCAUUCGGGCUACCUUGUUGUCACAUGAUAUGCGUUAUGAAAGCUGAAAAUUUAACGCAAAUUCCCCAAACUUUUGUGCUACAUAGAUGGACAAGGGCUGCAAGUAAGGAUGGCCAGCUAUGGCGUCAACCCUUAAUUGAUAGCACUGUAACACAGACUGCUUGCUAUGGGAUACUGAGUUUUUCUUACAGUGAAAUGUGUUUCUAUGCCUCGCAAUCAACUGAAGGUUUCAAAGAGGCUAGGGAUGCAUGUCUUUCGAUGACGAGCCAGAUGAAGGAGUUAUAUGAGAGGAAUCACAACAAUGGGGAUAGAGACAAAGGGAAACAUUCAAUCCCACGACAAUUUGGAGUAGAAGAUCUUGAUCUUGUGAAGACAAAAGAGAACCUGGGACGGGCCUCGUCCAACUGUCGAAGACCAAGAAAAUGUGGGAAAUGCAAAUGCAUUGGCCACACGAAACGAACGUGUCCUAAGGUGCAGUUUAGCCAAACAAUGGGUAGUACCUUGGCUGCAGAUACAAUCCACAUCAGUGACCGUGAGAACAAUGCAGACUCAUCGCCCAUUUGCUACAAAACUGGGUUAGUGGAUCCAAGUACACCGCACAUUAAGAAACGAUGUCUAUUUUUUGAUGUUUCUCCUGAUUCAAAACAACCUGUGGGCCAAUACGGUAGUGUCACAGCACAAGUGUGCAAAAAUGAUUCGAUCACAAUUGAUGAGGUGAAUUAG
Molecule: messenger RNA, 1269 nt
Organism: Camellia sinensis
Lineage: Eukaryota; Viridiplantae; Streptophyta; Magnoliopsida; Ericales; Theaceae
Source: RefSeq, a predicted model, not a curated record